AUGGCUCGCUCAGGCUUUAUAAGAGCUGCUUCGAUACUAUUCCCCCUCCUAAUCUUGGUCAAUGGACAGACUACAUCCAACUCCGCCGACGGAUUGAACGGUUCGGCCCAGCCAACGGCUUUGGCAACAGUUGGAACAGUUAGUAUCGAUGGCACACAUACCGCAUUCCGUCCUAUUUUUACGAUCCCAGCAUCUGCCGAUGAGGGCGCUACCCUAUUGCCCAACAUAGAGGAUCCGCAGGCUGUUAAUGCCCAGGAUGUUUGCCCAGGAUACAAAGCUUCACAGGUAAAAGAUGACGAACGGGGUCUCACUGCAGUCUUGACUCUCGCUGGAGCUGCAUGCAACGCAUACGGCACGGAUAUUGAAGUACUCAAUCUCAAGGUCGAGUACCAGGCUGCUAAUCGCUUGGCCAUCAGCAUCAGCCCAGCAUUCAUUGAUUCGUCGAACUACUCUCACUACAUCGUCCCAGAGGAUCUUGUUCCAAGGCCAACAUUAGAGUCCAGCUAUACGGAUAUUGAUCUAGACUUUAAUUGGGAUAAUGAACCAACAUUCUGGUUUAGUGUUACGAGGCAUUCAACUGGAGAUGUUCUUUUCACUACGGAAAACCAAAAACUUGUGUUCGAGAAUCAAUUCGUUGAAUUUGUGUCGUCACUGCCUGACGAUUACAACCUAUAUGGUUUGGGGGAACGGAUCCACAGUCUGCGAUUGAAUCAUAACCUGACAGCUACUAUCUAUGCUGCAGAUGCCGGUGAUCCAAUCGAUGUAUAUGGGAGUCAUCCAUUCUAUCUCGAUACCCGAUACUUUGAGACUGACGGCCAUGGCAAGCAAAAGCUUGUGAAGAACUCCCCCUUACCUCGUGGAAACAGUGGAGGGUCGAAAUACGAGUCCUAUUCUCAUGGAGUAUACCUACGAAAUAUGCAUGGCCAAGAAGUCCGAUUGCAACCCGACAGUGUCACAUGGAGAACAAUUGGAGGAAGUAUUGAUUUGUUUUUCUUCGACGGUCCUAGCCAACGAGAAGUUACCAAGCAGUAUCAGUUAGCUGCAGUGGGGUUACCAGCUCUGCAAUCCUACUGGGGGUUUGGAUACCACCAAUGCCGCUGGGGUUAUCGAAAUUGGACAGAGCUCCGACAAGUCGUCGAUACCUUUAAGGCCUUUGAUAUUCCACUUGAGACAAUUUGGACAGACAUCGACUAUAUGGAUCAGUAUCGGGAUUUCACUGUAGAUCCGGUCACUUUCCCCGUGUCUGAGGCUCAGGCUUUCCUAGAGCAGUUGCACGCAGACGGACAGCACUAUAUUCCAAUUGUUGAUUCAGCCAUAUACAUUCCAAAUCCGACCAACAGCAGUGACGCCUAUGCCACUUACACUCGAGGUAACGAGUCCGGGGCAUUCCUUCUAAAUCCGGACGGCAGUCAGUAUAUCGGAGCGGUAUGGCCUGGUUACACAGUCUUUCCUGAUUGGCUGUCCAAAUACAGUAUUCCGUGGUGGGUCAAUGAAAUGGUCACCUGGCACAAGGAUAUUCCGUUCGAUGGUAUUUGGAUCGACAUGUCGGAGGUUUCAUCGUUCUGUGUCGGGUCCUGUGGCACUGGCAAUAUUACAUUGAAUCCAGUCCACCCCCCAUUCAGCUUACCGGGAGAGGUGGGUAACAUAAUUUACGACUACCCCGAGGGCUUCAACAUCACCAAUGCUACAGACGCUGCUUCUGCCCUAGCCGCUUCGAAUGUGAAUCAUCCUCCAUAUGUAAUCAAUCACGUUCAGGGCGACCUUACCGUGCACGCGGUGUCCCCCAAUGCAACUCACCACAAUGGUGUCCAAGAAUAUGACGUCCACAAUCUUUGGGGUCACCAAAUCCUGAAUGCGACUUACCAGGCCCUGUUAAGCGUAUUCCCUGGGAAACGACCCUUCAUCAUUGGUCGUUCGACAUUCGCUGGUUCGGGCAAAUGGUCCGGCCAUUGGGGUGGAGAUAACACCUCCAAGUGGUACUACAUGUACUUCUCCAUCCCUCAAGCAUUAUCGUUCUCACUCUUCGGUAUCCCAAUGUUCGGCGUUGAUACUUGCGGCUUCAAUGGCAACUCGGACUACGAGCUGUGUUCUCGGUGGAUGCAGCUUAGCGCCUUCUUUCCCUUCUACCGUAAUCACAACACACUUUCUGCCAAUUCCCAAGAGCCCUAUAUCUGGGAAUCUGUCGCAAGAGCGUCUCGCACUGCCAUGAACAUUCGUUACUCACUUCUACCUUACAUAUAUACCCUGUUCUACCAAGCGCACACAACGGGCUCGACGGUGAUGCGAGCACUGGCCUGGGAAUUUCCUAACGAGCCUCUGCUCGCCGGGGUAGACACCCAGUUCAUGCUCGGCCCUUCGCUCCUCAUCACUCCGGUUCUCGAGCCCGGAGCAGACACGGUUAAUGGCAUAUUCCCUGGAAUCAUCGAUGGUGAAGUGUGGUACGACUGGUAUACGCAGGAAAAGGUGCAGGCGCAGGCGGGUGUCAACACCACGAUCAACGCUCCGCUUGGUCAUAUCCCGGUCUUCAUCCGUUCUGGAAGCGUGCUCCCGCAACAAGAGCCCGGAUACACGACUGCGGAGUCCCGAAAGAACCCUUGGGGUCUGUUAGUCGCGCUUUCGGAGGACGGAGACGCGACGGGUUCGCUGUAUGUCGAUGAUGGAGAAUCACUAGAGCCCACGGAUACUUUGACCGUUGCCUUCACGGUGAUGAAUGGGAAAUUAAAGGCAGAUGUAAAUGGUAACUACAAGGAUACCAAUAGCCUAGGCAACGUUACUAUUAUGGGCGUCGACGGAUGUGAUGGGAACGUCAAGCUGAAUGGCGAAAAAAUUGACGAUAGCAAGGUGGAUUGCGAUGAGGGUACCGGGGUCUUGAAGCUGACUGGGCUGAAUGAUGUGACGAAGAGCGGUGCCUGGAUUGCGAGUUGGACAUUAAGUUGGGCAUGA
This is a messenger RNA of Lindgomyces ingoldianus, 2943 nucleotides long. RefSeq lists its product as uncharacterized. The transcript has 10 exons. NCBI's taxonomy places the organism in Eukaryota, Fungi, Ascomycota, Dothideomycetes, Pleosporales, Lindgomycetaceae. The coding region runs from base 1 to 2943 and encodes 980 amino acids. The record is from RefSeq and is a predicted model, not a curated record. Gene Ontology annotation, molecular function: carbohydrate binding; hydrolase activity, hydrolyzing O-glycosyl compounds. Gene Ontology annotation, biological process: carbohydrate metabolic process.